Molecule: messenger RNA, 1287 nt
Organism: Daldinia vernicosa
Lineage: Eukaryota; Fungi; Ascomycota; Sordariomycetes; Xylariales; Hypoxylaceae
Exons: 5
Coding region: 1-1287 (428 amino acids)
Source: RefSeq, a predicted model, not a curated record
AUGAUGUUCUCUGCGAUGCUCGUUGGCGCUGGUGCAGCCGUCGCUGCGGCUCAGGGCUCCGGCUUCCCUCAGGGCUUCCCUCAGUGCGGUGUCACUUGCGUCAACAACAUGUUGAGCCAAGCUUCCCAGCUUGGAUGUUCCGAGAUCACCCCCUCGUGCCUCUGCACUAAACAGAACUUCAUAUACGGAGUUAGAGACUGCGCUACGGAGUCUUGCCCUGACCAAUCCGUCGCCCAGCAGGUCAUCCAGUACGGUAGUCAAUACUGCGCUGGUGUUGGUGUUGUCGUCUCUGGUAUUCCCUCUGCUACUGGAGAGAACCCUACUGCCUCCACCACUGUGGUUGCAACCGCGUCUCCCACCGCCAACCCUGGUUCUCCUGAGGGAUCAGCUUCGGCUUCAGCUUCGGCUUCAUCGGCUCUGUCAGCCUCGUCGGCUUCGGAAAGUUCCACUUCUGGAGGAUCAGCAACUCAAGAGUCCAGCAGUAAGAGCCUUUCCUUUACCAUCGUAACGGGCAGUUACGGUGACGUUUAUAUCUCCAUGCUCACAGACAAUUCAGCUUCCGGUACUGGUAUCGUUGUUAUCCCCAUCACUACGGCGACCAUCUCGACUACUAUCAGCGGCAGUGAUGGCCCCAUCACCUCGGCUGUCGCUAGUACCGUCUUCUCGACUUCUGGAGCUUCCGCCUCGGGUAGUGUCACCUCUGGCACUGAGUCUGGAUCUGUCACCACGGGUGUGAUUGAGUCGUCUGUUACCACCAAUGGCUCGACCCUGGUAACUAGCAUCACUACUACCGGUCCGGCAAGCAGCCAAACCUCAGAGGGAAGCAGCGAAUCUACCCCCAACGGAAACGCGGAGUCGACUUCAUCUACUUCGAACCCUGCUGCACAGCGAACCGCAGCACCAGCCGGCCUCAUUGCCGCUGCUGACAUGUUCGCCGUAAUAUCAAUCAAGUCGCUGCCAAAACUGGACUUACCUGACCUGAAAGAAUUGCUGCUCCUCCUCGAGAAAGAUAUGAAUGGCCCACGGCCGAGUUACUUCUGCCAUACCUGCACGCGCUUACAUUAUCUCGAGAACACCGGCGAGGACGAAACCAUAUUCAACUAUAACCACGGUAUAAAAUCAAAUAACCAUUGUUGCAAUGACCUAUGGCUUAGUGGUAGCAAUUUCGCCAUCAGAUACCACCAUAUCCGCCUCAUCAUGAAUCGGCACUAUUACGGCGCACCUGGAGGUUUGCCGUUGAGCGUGUUUGACGUCGUAGACCAGUCGGGAUUCUGCCAGCCACGCUAG